AUGCCGCCUCCGCCUCAUCAGAAGCCCGAGAAUGUGCUGAAGCGCGCCCAUGAGUUGAUGGGCGUUGGGCAGUCCUCCGCCGCCCUCGUCCUGCUCCAUGAGCAUAUCACCUCCAAACGCUCGCGCAAUGUCCCCAUCACGUCGCUGGAGCCGGUGAUGCUCCUGUUGGUGGAACAGUCCGUCGAGCAGAAGAAGGGAAAAUUGGCGAAGGAUGCCUUAUACCAGUACAAGAACAUCAGCCAGAAUACCAACGUUGGAACCAUCGAGUUGGUCCUAAAGAAGUUUAUCGAGCUGGCGGAGGACAAGGUGAAGACUGCCCAGGCAAAGGCCGACGAAGUUCAGUCAUCCCUCGAAACCACGGCGGCAACCGCGAGUGUCGACGAUCUGGAAGCCAGCGAGACCCCGGAGUCCAUUCUUCUUUCAACUGUUUCCGGUGAACAAUCUCGGGACCGCACAGAUCGCGCGAUCGUGACACCAUGGCUGAAGUUUCUUUGGGAGACUUACCGGACCGUUCUCGAUAUCCUCAGGAACAACGCGAGGUUGGAGAUUAUGUACCAGAGCACUGCCAUGCAAGCAUUCGAGUUCUGCCAAAAAUACACAAGAAAGACCGAAUUCCGCCGUCUUUGCGAGCUCCUCCGAAACCAUGUUCAGACCGCGGCAAAGUACUCUGCUCAGAUGCACGCUAUCAAUCUGAAUGACCCAGAUACUCUGCAGCGCCAUUUGGAGACGCGUUUUCAACAGCUGAACGUGGCAGUCGAGCUGGAGUUGUGGCAGGAGGCAUUCCGAAGUGUUGAAGAUAUCCACACCUUGCUCAACCUUAGCAAGCGCCCACCAAAGAACAUUAUGAUGGCAAAUUACUACGAGAAGCUGACCCGGAUCUUUUUGGUUGGCGAGAAUUAUCUUUUCCACGCUGCGGCAUGGUCUAGAUAUUAUAAUCUUCUCCGCCAAUCUGCGUCAAUGCUCGCUUCAGGCCAGAGCAAGAAGGCAGACAACCCAGCCACUUCCGAAGCAGACCUUUCCAAGGCCGCCUCGUUUGUCUUGCUCUCUGCUCUCGCCAUCCCAGUUAUCAGCACAUCGCGGUCCCGCGGUGCUUUGGUUGAUAUUGAUGAGGCCAAGAAGAACAAGAACUCCCGUCUCACUCAUCUUUUGGGUAUGGCACAGGCUCCUACUCGUGCCGUCCUUUUUAGAGAUGCUAUGAGCAAGGGCCUCUUGAAGCGCGCCCGUCCCGAAAUCCGUGAGCUUUUCAACAUUCUCGAAGUUGACUUCCACCCCCUGUCUAUCUGCAAGAAGAUCUCACCCAUUUUGGUUAAGAUUGGUGCUGAUGAGGAGAUGGCAAAAUAUGUCCUCCCUCUCCAGCAAGUUAUCCUGACUAGACUCUUCCAACAACUGUCCCAGGUCUAUGAGACCGUCGACCUUGCUUUUGUCGAGAACCUUGCCCAGUUCCCCGAGCCUUUCCAAGUAACAAAAGAUACAAUUGAGAAAUUUAUCAUGAACGGCAACAAAAAGGGUGACCUUGCUAUCCGCAUGGAUCACGCUACAGGGGUCCUUAGCUUCGAUACCGACGUCUUCUCCUCGACUAAAGCUGUCCAUACCGGGUCAAGCGCCGGUUCAGCUGAGAGUGAGACAUCUUCCGUUCAAAGACUGCAAAAUACCCCAUCCGAGAUUGUUCGAACACAAUUGACGCGGUUGGCUAAGUCUCUCUACGUUACAUGUCAAUAUAUCGACCCCUCGGUCAAUGAGUCCAGAAUUCGAGCCCGGGAUGCAGCAUACGCGCGGGCUAAGGCUGGUGCCGAACAGGAGCAUCACGAUAUUCUCGCGCGCAAGGAAAUCAUCGCCAAGCGGAAAGAGGAGGCAUCCGAAAUCCAAGCCCGCAAGGAGAAGGAAGAUGCCACUCGCAAGCGCAUUCGAGCAGCACAAAUCCAGGAAGCUGAGGACAAGAGACUCGCCCAGGAACAAAAAGAUCGUGAAGAGAAGCGCAUGAAGGCUGAGCUUGACCGUGUCCGCAAAGAAGAACUCAAGAAGGAGAUUGCGGCUCUCAAGAUUGGUCCCAAGGCACUCGACAUCGAUGUGGAAGACCUGGAAAAUCUUGAUAGCAACCGUCUCCGUGCCAUGAAGCUUGCUCAGUUGGAGCGUGAGAAGAAUGAUAUCAACGAGAAGCUGAGAGUCACUGCCAAGCGUAUCGACCAUCUCGAGCGAGCAUUCAGAAAAGAAGAAGCCAAGAAGCUGCCCGAAGACUACGCUCAGCAACGCCAGCGGGAUCUAGAUGCUUAUGAGAAGAUCAAGGAGCAGACAUUGAAAGAUUCCGAGGCCAAACAUAAGGCUAAUGUCGAGCUCAAGCAUAGGCUGUCUCGAUUGGUACCCUUCUACGAAUCAUUCAAGGAAACCAUUGUUGAGCGGAGACAUGACGAAUUUGAGAAGCGCCGCCGUGACGCAACCAAGGAGCUUGAGAAGCAAAUCGAACUUAGAAAGAAGGAGUUUAAGGAGCGGAAGGCUCGUGAGAAGCGGGAGCUUGCUGAGCAAGAGCGGAUAUUGCGUGAGGAGGAAGAGCGCGCCGCAAGAGAGGCAGAGGAGAAGGCUGCAAGGGAAGAACAGAAGCGGAAAGAAUUCGCCGAGCUCAAAGCCAUUCGCGAGAAGGAGCGGCAAGAGGCGUUGGAGAUGGCUGCGUUGCAAGCACGACGAGCCGAAGAAGCUGAGAGACGCAAGGCGGAGGAGAAGGCUAAAAGCCGUGGGGUUCAAAUGGAUCGUGCUGAAUCUGGCUCUGGUUCCGGUGUUCGUCCACCUCUGCCUCUUGCUGGUGCUAAGAUGGGAUGGAGAGAAAAGGAGCGUCUGCGUGCAGAGGGCAAGGAAGUACCUUCCGCUGCUGCACCCACCCGCACUGAAUCUCCAAUGGCACGCGCUUCGCCGAUGGGACGUGCAGCUCCUAUGGAGAGGACUGACUCCAACGAUCAAUCCGGAGAGAGAGGCCCCCCUCGCCUUGCCCUUGCUGGUGGCAAACCAUCCUGGAGAGAGAGGGAAGCUGCGAAGACAUCGGGUGCUGGCGACUCGGCUCCCGCAUCGCGACUCCCUUCCGCAAUGGCGCGAGGACGAUCGGGUAGAGGCGAAGACGAACGUGAUGUUUCACCUGCUCCACCAGCAGCAGCUUCAGGUGAUAGUCUCAAACCUAGCGGAACUGCUGGGAAGUUUGUGCCGCCACAUCUGCGCAACAAGCAGUAA
Messenger RNA from Venustampulla echinocandica, 3213 nucleotides. RefSeq names its product Eukaryotic translation initiation factor 3 subunit A. The transcript is spliced from 2 exons. Gene Ontology annotation, cellular component: multi-eIF complex; eukaryotic translation initiation factor 3 complex, eIF3m; eukaryotic translation initiation factor 3 complex, eIF3e. Gene Ontology annotation, molecular function: mRNA binding; translation initiation factor activity. The coding region runs from base 1 to 3213 and encodes 1070 amino acids. The record is from RefSeq and is a predicted model, not a curated record. Gene Ontology annotation, biological process: formation of cytoplasmic translation initiation complex; translation reinitiation. NCBI's taxonomy places the organism in Eukaryota, Fungi, Ascomycota, Leotiomycetes, Helotiales, Pleuroascaceae.